This is a messenger RNA of Lycium barbarum (goji berry), 1304 nucleotides long. RefSeq lists its product as uncharacterized. NCBI's taxonomy places the organism in Eukaryota, Viridiplantae, Streptophyta, Magnoliopsida, Solanales, Solanaceae. The coding region runs from base 208 to 1059 and encodes 283 amino acids. Gene Ontology annotation, molecular function: chromatin DNA binding; transcription coactivator activity. The record is from RefSeq and is a predicted model, not a curated record. The transcript has 6 exons. Gene Ontology annotation, biological process: regulation of DNA-templated transcription.
CCUCCUGUAGCCUGAGCUCAUCUUGCAAACCAUUUGCUUCUCAAAUCUUUGCUUCUUGGGAAAGGAAAGAGAAAGAGAAAGAGAAUAUGCUGACACACAAGCACAUACAUCAUCUAAUUAUUAUAUUAAAAACAAUAAAAAAUAGUGAAGCUAUAAAACUGAUUUUCGAUCGGAAGAAAGGUAUUAAUUAGAUCAGAAUUUAGAUAGAUGGAUGUGAAUUAUCUGAUGACUCGCGCUCGGGCCCGGGCCCGGGCUCAGGCCCGAGCUGCUGCCGGAGCAAUAGACUCUGCUUAUUCGCGGACUCUUGGAGCUGCCGCCGGGGAAAUAGACGACGGUGAUUGGCGGAUUCAGCUUUCACCCGAUGCUCGUCAAAGGAUUGUCAACAAGAUAAUGGAGACCUUAAUGAGGCAUCUUCCUACGUCUGGGCAAGAAGGAGUACGGGAGCUUAAGAAAAUUGCAGUGAGGUUUGAGGAGAAGAUCUAUACUGCUGCAGCAAGUCGCCAAGAUUAUCUGCGGACAAUAGCUAUAAAGAUGCUGACCAUGGAGACAAAAUCUCAAAAUCCAAAUGCCCAUGGCCCAGAGAUGACGACAGAAGCUGCUUCCUAUGAAACUAUUUCUGGGCCGGAGGAGAGUGACGAGGAAGAGGACGAUGGGGACGUGUCAAAGGAGGAUGGUUUAGAGGAGGUGGUGGUGACGGAGGAGCAAAAAACUAUUGUUGGACACAAAGAGAAUGUUAAAGCUGGGGAAAAUGAGAUCUCUUGCGGGUUGAAUUCUGGUGCUAAACUUGAUGAGCGGUUAGUGCAAGUUGAGGAACGAUUAAAGAAGAUGGAGGCUCAUUCAGAAAAGGUGGAGACAUUGUUGGUUGAUAUUAACAAAAAAUUGAAUUAUUUAGUGAAGAUGCAGGAUGUUAACAUUUCUAGGGACAUUAAACAUCCAACUAAGUGCAUGAGCUCCUCUUGGACUGGUAAUGGCCAACUAAAGAGGAAACAUAGAGUUGCUGAGAUGAUAAGGCGAUCUUGCAAGCAUCGACGAUUGGGAAGAGGUGCAAUAGUGAAGUAGUUUUUUUCCAGUUGCUUUGCGUGAUGAUUGUGUCGAAAAUCACCUCUAAUGGAAGUUAGAUGAUGAAGAACAAAAAAAUCGAUGAUAAUCACUUGUGUUUUCCUUUCUAGACUUUCACAGCUUGUUACGUAUCGUUUCAUAAUGUAUCGUGUUAUAUUAUAUUGUAUUGUUUUGAUGAAUACAUCGUUUGGAUAGAUUGUAUCGUUUCUAGUCGUUACAUAAUGUUGCACAUCAGCCAUGAUCGA